Messenger RNA from Oikopleura dioica, 327 nucleotides. NCBI's taxonomy places the organism in Eukaryota, Metazoa, Chordata, Appendicularia, Copelata, Oikopleuridae. The record is from the annotation of a GenBank genome assembly.
AUGAGCGAGCUUCAAAAAAUGAUUUUUCUGAAUGCAUUUUGGCUUGCAUUAGUCGCCAGUUUUGGCAGUUACAAAUCGAUAGUGCUUCUUGGCUCGUACAACAACGGCUCUAAACUUGGCGAAGAGAUAACUGUUGCUUAUACUGAGGAACAAAUCAAUCUUAAUUUUCGCGAGCUGUAUUUGAAGUGUCUCAUUAUGGUCCUGCUUCUGUCCUUCUGCUUAUCGACUUAUUGGCUGCUGUAUUUUGUUAAUCCGGCGCAGAAAAUCAAGUCCAAGACCUUCAUUUCUAUCGUCAUUACUACGGACGGGUUCAAUUCAGAAGGAUAG